UAUUGCCUUGUGAGCCAUUGUAAUGGAUGUUCUUGAAAAACAGCAGUUGUGAGUGAUACAAUACAUACAUAAAUUCAUCCCCUAUCUUGUUCUUGACGUUACAAUUUACCAGGUUGUUUCACUUGCACGCCGUUCUCGUAGCAAACAGUCUCCUGAUAUACGAUCACACAGUGACCCUCCCAGAAGAAAUCGCGUUCAUUUGGAGUCGUCCGAAAAUACUGUCUGCAAUGUUAUUUCUCGUCAACCGCUAUGUCGCUCUGGUCGGCAAUAUCUUUGGCUUACUUGUUGAUUUCCUGCCCAUUUCAGAUGAGCUGCUCGAAAUACCUGUUAGUCAGAGAACUAUUCUUUUUUCUUCAACAGAUCAUUGUUUGUCUCAUAUUGACGCUGCGCACUUAUGCCCUCUAUGGCUGUAACAGGCGCCUGCUUAGUUGCAUGCUAAUCAUCGGCCUUGCUCUUUUGGGAGGAGCAUCGGUGGGAACUUUUGGAGGUAAUUCAAAUAGUGCGACUGACUUGCAAGGGAGUUGCCAGAACACAUUCAUAGCAGAGGCAGCCGCUCGUCAUGGGCUGGGAUGGGUUGCAAUUUUCGUCUACGAGUUGCUCAUCUUUGUCCUCACAGUCUUCAGGACUUGCAAGACUAGUGGAUGGCCACGGUUAUCUCUAACAUACAGGAGAAAUAUCUUUGACAUCAUGUUUCAAGAUGGUGCGAUGUAUUUCGCAGCGAUGGCACUGACUAAUAUACCCAACAUUUUGACGUACUAUUGUGGUUCAACUAUCACCGGAGGAAAUCUGGCCACGUUUACUAGUUGCAUGUCCGUCACUCUCACCUCUCGGUUGGUGCUUAACCUGCACAAAUCCACGGACACUGGCAUUUUCUCGACCGUCAUCCGGGAUGACAGCCUCAGCCUCGAUGUCCUUACCACCAGGGUCAACAUACAGUCCGUGAUUUCCUCUCACUAGGCUGGACUUGGGUUCUGUUGAAAUUGCGGAUGUUUUUCCAACUGUGACAACGUACUUUAUUUUUAAAGGAGUAGAUCAAGAGAAGGGCGAUGUAUGCCACAGUCACAAAACUUCUGCCAUGUUGAGGGUAUAGGAUUUUCUUUCGUUUGACGUUUCAGGAUACGAAGU
Messenger RNA from Suillus clintonianus, 1125 nucleotides. RefSeq lists its product as uncharacterized. Lineage: Eukaryota; Fungi; Basidiomycota; Agaricomycetes; Boletales; Suillaceae. The record is from RefSeq and is a predicted model, not a curated record. The coding region runs from base 250 to 957 and encodes 235 amino acids. The transcript is spliced from 12 exons.